UUUCAUAAGCUUCUCUCUCUCUCUCAUCAUUUAAUCCUCUUCACAUGUUCUUCCAUUUCAUAGCACUAGACGGAUCCUCCCUUCUUCACAACUCCUCCAUUUAUCAUAUUCGAGCCAUAAUGCUCUCUUAUUCCUUUUCCCAUUCCGGGUUGCCUAUCCUUUCAUUUAUUUAAGUUGCCCACAUUCGUGAUCUGAUAUGGGUUUGCCGGCGAUUGAUUCGUCGAGUAAUUUGUGCAGGGUGUUUGUGGCCUAAUAUAUGUUCACGGAUUCUUCUUGUCCAAUCCAAAGCACAUGGGUGAUCAUUUCGUGCUGCCCAUGAAUCGGUUAAUAACCGAUUCCACCAUCGAGGCUGCUCUGCAAAGCGAGAAUAGAAUGCAGCAAGCAGCCGACUCGGCUAGCACUCCCAAUGCCCUGCCCGCUAUCUCUCCCGUUAAUGUGGACAUUGACUUGUGCUCGUCACCAGGGAAGUUGGUUCAGUGCAGAAUUUGCCAUGAGGAGGACGAGGACUCGAAUAUGGAGAUGCCCUGUACUUGCCGUGGCAGCUUAAAGUAUGCUCACCGGAAAUGUGUCCAGCGAUGGUGCACCGAGAAGGGUGACACGACAUGUGAAAUAUGCCGCCAGCAAUUCAGGCCUAAUUAUGUUGCACCGCCUCCUCUGCUUCAUUAUGGUGGUAUUUCGAUGAAUGGUACUUUCUUCAGGGGGAAUUGGGAGAUUCCUAGAAGGGACCUGAACAAUAUGCGAUUUAUAGCAAUGGUUGCUGCAGAUAACGAGUUUUCAGAUACUGACUUUGAGGACUUCUCAGCUCCAUCUCCGCGUGGACUAAUAUGCUGCAGGAUAAUUGCAAUAAUUUUUAUGGUUCUUCUAAUUCUACGCCACACUUUACCGAUCCUGAUAAGCGUAGGAGACUACUCGCUAACAUUGUUCGCAUUAUUGAUGUUGAGAACAGUCGGGAUACUCUUGCCGAUCUUCGUCAUGGUCCGAGUAUACUCUACUAUCCAACGCCGUAGACGCCAACAGGCUGCGCAUGUAUCUCUCGCGACCGCAGAUGAAGAAAAUGAGUUGUCACUGCCUCAAACUCAAGCAUGAUUCAUUCGCGUUCAGAGAAGGGAAUCCCCUGCAGUAACCUUAUUUCAAUGUCAGAGACCUGCAUCCAGUUCGAGAAGUAAAAUUUCAUAUCAAACAGCACGAGAUUCUGGAAAAGAUUGUCAAUUAGGAGCGCCCUUCCAAAAACCCCGAAAGGAUCCUCAAGCGUCUAAAUUUCGAAACUGCAAGACAAAUGUCCAUGUCAUCAGUACUUUAAGAAGUAUGCGUAUAAUAAGUAGAGAUUCA
Molecule: messenger RNA, 1329 nt
Organism: Punica granatum (pomegranate)
Lineage: Eukaryota; Viridiplantae; Streptophyta; Magnoliopsida; Myrtales; Lythraceae
Source: RefSeq, a predicted model, not a curated record